Molecule: messenger RNA, 2367 nt
Organism: Labrus mixtus (cuckoo wrasse)
Lineage: Eukaryota; Metazoa; Chordata; Actinopteri; Labriformes; Labridae
Gene: gcna
Product: germ cell nuclear acidic peptidase
Exons: 13
Coding region: 129-1976 (615 amino acids)
Cellular component (GO): nucleus
Source: RefSeq, a predicted model, not a curated record
AAGUCUUUGUGACAACUUCCGGUAUUAAAGGCCUACAAGAUUUGAAUCUUCCUCGCUUGCUGCCCGAGUCUUUCUCUCCCACAACAACAGAGGCGCAUUCUGAAUCAUAAUCCCACGCAAAGACAACUAUGAAUAAUGAUACUUCCGAAUUAUUUGAAAGAGUGGCCAAAAAGAUGGGCUGGUCUGCAGACGGAGGACUGGACACCGCAGAAGAAAAGCUGAUGAGCAAAAUUGGCAAGACACGCAAUUGUGCCACAAGUGGUGAUCGACCUGUGGAUCCGUCAGCCUCUCGUGUCCAGGUGUCCUCACCUGACAGUGAAGAUGAUCCAGAUAAAGAGAACCAGUUCUCCAUGGGCAACCAUUACAGAACAAAAUAUUUGAUAGAGUCCAGUGAUGAUGACUUUGACCAAUUUCUUGUGGGAAGGGCUACACCUACACCAAAAGCUAAACCUAGAUCCAAAACACCAUUAAGUGCUGUCAAGAAAGAAAGGUCAAAGGUUCUUGUGCUGAGCUCGGAUGAAGAUGUCAGUUUCGAGACAUUUCUACAACGAGUGAAAACGCCUAAUGUCAAGCCGAAGAAAAAAUCUGAAAGUUUGAGUGAAGACAGCCUCAAAAACUUCAUAGUGCCUGACCUGUCAUUUGAUGACGACUUUAUUGAGACAAAAUCAUCUAUGAAAGUGCCCAAGAAGAGCAACACUCCAGCAGCUAAGCAUCCAUUGAGGAGGCCGCUGUCACAGUGUGACUCACCGGUUUUUGUCAGUGACAGUGACGAGGAUGACAACAAUAUUGUGGUCAAGAGCACAUGGAGGACUCGUCACUCGAAACCAAAGCCACCUCAAAAGCCUACAAAGAAUCAUGUUCUGCUGCUUAGUGACGGAGAAGACAGUUCCCCAUCACUGCCUUUGCCUCCAGUCCCAUCCCCUUUUUCACUGCCUCCUCACAGAGCUCUUACUUCACUGGCCUCUCAGAAACGCACACUUUCCGCCCCUUCUAAGUUGGAAGGGUCAGAAAGUUCUGAGGAGGAGUUCACGUCUCUACUGGAGAGGCUGAAGAGGAAAAACAAGCUCACUGGCAUGCCAUUCUCACCUCGGAACACCCACGACUUCAAUAAUGAGUCGGGUCCUUCUGUAAAGGGGCUCAAAACACAAACCUCUACAUCUUUAAGUCAAUCACCUCUGCAAAUGAAGACACCAGGAAAAACUACCAUCUUAAAGCCCACAGUCAGUCAGACGGAGCCCAGGCCUGGCCCCACCAGCAGGGUGGCAUCGUGUAAGACUCCAGGGUGCUUUUUAACGUCCUUAUCGAACCCUGGGGCCAAUUAUGGACGCCAUUUCAAGCAGAACAAGGAAGAACUCACCGGGAAACUCUUCCGGCUGUACAAUACCUCUGUGUUUGACAGUAAGCUCCCCAUCAAUAUGUCGGUUACUUGGAAUAAGAAGAUGCGUAAAACGGCGGGUUACUGUAUCACAGGGCAAGAGCGAGCUGGAGGAAACCGCUACGCCCGCAUUGAGCUGUCAGAGAAAGUCUGUGAUUCUGCAGAUCGUCUCAGGGACACACUGGUUCAUGAGAUGUGCCACGCUGCCACCUGGCUGAUUAAUGGCGUGAGGGACGGGCACGGAAACUUCUGGAAGCUGUAUGCUCGGAAAUCAACGCUGGUGCAUCCUGAGCUGCCCAUGGUCACUCGCUGCCACAGUUACGACAUCAAAUACAAAUUCCAGUACCAGUGCACGCGCUGCAAGAAUACGAUUGGGCGACACUCCAAGUCGCUGGACGUGCAGAGGUUUGUGUGCGCCCUCUGCACAGGACAACUGACUUUGCUGACACCUUCCAAACCACGCGCCCCAACGCCUUUUGCAAACUUUGUCAAAGAGAAUUAUGGGACUGCACGUCAGGAGCUAGCAGGGCAGAGCCACGCGGACGUGAUGCGCAAACUCAGUGUGGACUUUGCCUCCAAGACAAAACUCAGUCAGAGCUGAGAUCAUGACGCUCUUGCAGCCGUGGACUGAGAUACACAACCCCAGGAAAUCUGUCCAGAUCCGACAUACCUCCAUUUCAAAGUCUUACAUUAUGGAGCAGCUGUGAUAUUUAAUAUUGAUUUUUGUUUGUUAGUUGUUAGAAUGUGAUUACAGAACGGAUCUGCUUUGACUGGAAAAUCUGAGCCUCACCAGCAGUGUCAUCCUCCUGAGAGUGUCUGUGUGUUCUUGUUGGUGUGUAGCUCUCAUUCCUUGUAUCCUCUAUACUUGAGCUCCUUUUUGUAAUGAAUUUUCAUUUUAGCAGGGAAAAUGUACAAAAUGUUUACAUUCUUAAAGGGAUAUUUUUUAUUUGCUUUGCUUGAUGUGAAAUGAAUAAAUAAAAUUAAAAGGUGCC